Necator americanus (New World hookworm) is the source of this 303-nucleotide messenger RNA. RefSeq lists its product as uncharacterized. NCBI's taxonomy places the organism in Eukaryota, Metazoa, Nematoda, Chromadorea, Rhabditida, Ancylostomatidae. The coding region runs from base 1 to 303 and encodes 100 amino acids. The transcript is spliced from 2 exons. The record is from RefSeq and is a predicted model, not a curated record.
AUGGACGACACAGACGAGGAAUAUGACCGGCUCGUUGAACACCUGGACGACUGCACGAAGGAAGUUGAGAGUUUUGAAACCACCAAGAGACGCCUGUCUCUUGAGCUGAUGCCCACUCUCGAGAACGCAAUGCGAAAACUGGAAUGGGAUGACAUGGGAGUGAAGGUUGAUGGUCGGGAGCUACACCAUUUGUGCUUUACUGAUGACAUUGUUCCAACAACACCUAACAUCAGCCAAGCGGAAGGAAUGCUGACUGAAUUCGACGAAACAUGUGAAUGCAUCGAUCUUCAGCUGAAUCUGUAA